AUGUAUUCCUCCCAAUUUUUAAACAAAAAACAAACAUUUCUUCUAUUUUUAAUUUUUGUUUCUCAAUUAUUUUUUAAUUGUUCUUCAACAAAACGUUCCCGUUCAGACAUUGUUGCUCCAGCAAUUCCUUUUUUGGGAACAGUAACUCCCUGUGUUGACUCUGAUGGAGUACCUAUACAGUGGCAUGUUAGUGUUAAAUGUGUCAAAGGAUGCAAUGAAAUUGCCAAAAAGCGUGGAUAUAGUGAUUUUACUAUAAUUACAAAAACUCCUCAUGGGGCUGGUUUUAUCUUUAAUUUGGUUCCGGGUGUAAAAGAUGAUGGAACUGUUAAAAGAAUAAGGAAAAUAAUUGUGAGAAUUGAAUCUACUAGAGAAUUGGCUGGGCAAAAAAGGGUAAAUUAUUAGUUGAAUUAUUAAGGAUUUUAAUUUAAAAAAGAUAUAAAAAAGAUUUAAAAAAU
This is a messenger RNA of Meloidogyne enterolobii, 455 nucleotides long. Lineage: Eukaryota; Metazoa; Nematoda; Chromadorea; Rhabditida; Meloidogynidae. The record is from the annotation of a GenBank genome assembly.